Eremothecium gossypii ATCC 10895 is the source of this 1035-nucleotide messenger RNA. RefSeq names its product Mrx20p (gene MRX20). The transcript has 2 exons. NCBI's taxonomy places the organism in Eukaryota, Fungi, Ascomycota, Saccharomycetes, Saccharomycetales, Saccharomycetaceae. The record is from RefSeq and is marked provisional. Gene Ontology annotation, biological process: mitochondrial citrate transmembrane transport. The coding region runs from base 1 to 1035 and encodes 344 amino acids.
AUGGCAGAUGGUACUCAGGACGGAACCGAGGCAUCAUUGGUCGCUGAGAGACACGGGGUUCGGUCAUCAGUGAUUGCAGGGGCGGCGGCCGCGGUGUUCCAGACGACGAUGUCGCACCCGUUUGAGUUUCUGAAGACGGGGCAGCAGCUGCAUCGCGCGCUACCGGGGGCUGCGGCGUUCAACAUGCUGCACCCGUUCAAGUACUACUUCAGCGGGUGCGCUGCGCUGAAUGUGGGGACGCUGCUGAAGACAGGGACGCGGUUUGCGACGUUCGAGCAGGCGUGUGUGUGGCUGCGGGACCCGGAGCACGCGGACCAGCCAAUUGCGGGGCCGCGGCUGCUGCUGGCGGGUGCGAUCACUGGCUUUCUGGAGAGUCUAUGGGUUGUGCCGUUUGAGAGCAUCAAGACUACGGCAGUGGAGAACGCGCUGGAGCUGUCUCGGCGAGUGCAGGGGGAGCCAGAAACGCGGGCGGCCGCUGUGUCGAAGGGUCCGGCGCCGAAGGCCACGUUCCACGCGGCGCGCCCGGUACAGACGGCGCACGAACGGUGGCUGCUGCACUACGAGCGGCAGCCAUCGUCGCACUUUGCGGGCACCGUGCUUGAGAUUUAUCGUACGCGCGGCGUGCGCGGCUUCCUGCAGGGAGCGAUGCCGACGAUAUUCCGCCAGUUGGGAAACUCUGUAGUGCGGUUCACUACGUACGCGUGGAUAGUGCAGUCACUGUCGCCCCAUAAGGCUCUGGACGAGUAUCAAGCGUUUGCCGCGGGUGCGCUGUCGUCUGCCGCGGUGGUCGCGUUGACACAGCCCAUCGACGUGAUUAAAACCCGCAUGCAGAGUAAAACGGCAUGGUUCACGUACAAGAGCUCGCUUAACUGCGCAUAUCGCAUCUUUGUUGAGGAGGGUUUCCGCUAUAUGUGGAAGGGGUGGGUUCCGCGGCUUUUCAAGGUCAGUCUCUCUGGGGGCAUCUCAUUUGGUGUGUACCAAUACGUGGAGAAUUUGGUGUUACUGUGGGAGCACGAGCGGUCUCUGGCACCAUAG